Piliocolobus tephrosceles (Ugandan red Colobus) is the source of this 1255-nucleotide messenger RNA. RefSeq names its product HLA class II histocompatibility antigen, DRB1-16 beta chain-like. Bases 92 to 892 code for a protein of 266 amino acids. Gene Ontology annotation, biological process: antigen processing and presentation; immune response. The transcript has 6 exons. NCBI's taxonomy places the organism in Eukaryota, Metazoa, Chordata, Mammalia, Primates, Cercopithecidae. Gene Ontology annotation, cellular component: membrane; MHC class II protein complex. The record is from RefSeq and is a predicted model, not a curated record.
CAAUUUGGAGUGUGGGUGGAGGGAGGUCAUAGUUCUCCCUGAGUGAGACUUGUCUGCUCCUCUGGGCCCUGGUCCUGUCCUGUUCUCCAGCAUGCUGUGUCUGAAGCUCCCUGGAGGCUCCUGCAUGGCAGCUCUCACAGUGACACUGAUGGUGCUGAGUCCCCCACUGGCUUUGGCUGGGGACACCCGACCACGUUUCUUGGAGCAGCAUAAGGGUGAGUGUCACUUCUUCAAUGGGACGGAGCGGGUGCGGUUCCUGGAUAGAUACAUCUCUAACCAGGAGGAGAACGUGCGCUUCGACAGCGACGUGGGGGAGUUCCGGGCAGUGACGGAGCUGGGGCGGCCAGACGCCGAGAAUUGGAACAGUCAGAAGGACUUCCUGGAAGACAGGCGGGCCCAGGUGGACACCUUCUGCAGACAAAACUACGGGGUUGGUGAGAGCUUCACAGUGCAGCGGCGAGUCCAACCUAAGGUGACUGUGUAUCCUUCAAAGACCCAGCCCCUGCAGCACCACAACCUCCUGGUCUGCUCUGUGAACGGUUUCUAUCCAGGCAGCAUUGAAGUCAGGUGGUUCCGGAACGGCCAGGAAGAGAAGGCUGGGGUGGUGUCCACAGGCCUGAUCCACAAUGGAGACUGGACCUUCCAGACCCUGGUGAUGCUGGAAACAGUUCCUCGGAGUGGAGAGGUUUACACCUGCCAAGUGGAGCACCCAAGUGUGACCAGCCCUCUCACAGUGCAAUGGAGAGCACGGUCUGAAUCUGCACAGAGCAAGAUGCUGAGUGGAGUCGGGGGCUUUGUGCUGGGCCUGCUCUUCCUUGGGGCCGGGCUGUUCAUCUACUUCAGGAAUCAGAAAGGACACUCUGGACUUCAGCCAACAGGACUCCUGAGCUGAAGUGCAGGUGACCACAUUCAAGGAAGAACCUUCUGCCCCAGCUUUGCAGGAUGAAAAGUUUUCCCGCCUGGCUGUUAUUCUGCCACAAGAGAGGGCUUCCUCAGGACCUGGUUGGUUGCUACUGGUUCAGCAGCUGCAGAAAAUGCCCUCCGUUGUGGCUUCCUCAGCUCCUGCCCUUGGCCUGAAGUCCCAGCAUUGAUGGCAGCGCCUCAUCUUCAACUUUUGUGCUCCCUUUACCUAAACCCUAUGGCCUCCUGUGCAUCUGUAUACUCACCCUGUACCACAAACACAUGACAUUACUAAAUGUUUCUCAAAGAUGGAAUUAAAUAUCAUCUGGUCCAUUUGGCCCCAAAGACAAAAAAU